Sclerotinia sclerotiorum 1980 UF-70 is the source of this 948-nucleotide messenger RNA. RefSeq lists its product as hypothetical. The transcript has a single exon. NCBI's taxonomy places the organism in Eukaryota, Fungi, Ascomycota, Leotiomycetes, Helotiales, Sclerotiniaceae. Gene Ontology annotation, cellular component: mitochondrion. The record is from RefSeq and is a predicted model, not a curated record. Gene Ontology annotation, biological process: mitochondrial tRNA threonylcarbamoyladenosine modification. Bases 1 to 948 code for a protein of 315 amino acids.
AUGGAUACAGCGAAGGGAUUGGCCGUGGCAUGGCAGGUACCUCUACUAGGGGUUAACCAUAUGCAAGCUCAUGCUUUGACACCACGAAUGGUAUCCGCGCUCAAUGCGCCAAAUAAGAAAGGAGAUAGUAAAUACGAAGAAGACCCCGCCUACCCAUUCCUCUCUUUGCUGGUCUCUGGUGGACAUACCAUGCUCGUUCAUUCUCGCCAACUUUGUGACCACGAAAUUCUAGCCACAACCUCAGACCUUGCAGUUGGAGAUAUGGUUGAUAAAACAGCCAGGGAUAUUCUACCGCCCUCAGUGAUUGACUCCGCAUCAGAUGUGAUGUAUGGCCGCGUCAUGGAAGAAUUCGCAUUUCCAGACAGCAACCCUACAUACAAUUAUGAGCCUUCUCUCAAGAACAUUGCACAAAUUACAAGACAAACAAGUUAUGGUUGGGGAUUAACGCCUCCUUACAUGAGUCCGGGUCCUGGUGGAUUAAGAGCUUACAAUUCGGCAUUCUCGUAUUCGGGCCUCGGUAGUCAAGUUAAACGCAUUCUAGAACAAAACCCGGAAAUGAAUGUUGUGGAAAGGAAAUUACUCGCCCAAGAAACCAUGCGAGUAGCAUUUGAACACCUUGCAUCUAGAGUGAUUCUAAAUCUUGAAUCAGCGGAUUUGAAAGACAUAACAACGCUCGUUGUCUCAGGGGGUGUUGCUGCAAAUCAAUAUUUGAAGCACAUAUUGAGGGCACUGUUAGAUGCUUGGGGGCAUAAGGGUAUGAGCUUGUCAUUCCCUCCUCCGAAGUACUGUACAGAUAAUGCGGCUAUGAUUGCAUGGACGGGAAUAGAGAUGUGGGAAGCUGGUUGGAGAAGUGACCUGGAUAUACUGGCGGCAAGGAAAUGGCCGAUUGACCUAAGAAUUGAGGGCGGGAUACUUGGUUUGGACGGCUGGAAUAAACAAAACAUUUGA